Porites evermanni is the source of this 303-nucleotide messenger RNA. The record is from the annotation of a GenBank genome assembly. NCBI's taxonomy places the organism in Eukaryota, Metazoa, Cnidaria, Anthozoa, Scleractinia, Poritidae.
AUGGCGGUUCGAAUAAGGAACGAUUCGUGGAAAAAUGAUCAUGACCUAGAAGAUAUCCUGAGAAAGUACGUUAGGGAGGGAUUGCAACGAGAGGAGAUCUUGGAUUUUGUUUCAAGGAAUUUCAGUCAAUACGCCUGGAGUUUGAGGACACUGGAUAGAAGGCUGCACCAUUUCCAAAUUUGUCACACAGAUAGGAAUGUGACUGUAGACGAAGUUGAAGCAGCGGUCAAAAAAGAACUAGAAGGGCCAAGAAAGCUACUGGGCUAUAGAGCUCUUCAUAAAAAAAAUCAGGCAGGUCUAUGA